Molecule: messenger RNA, 29073 nt
Organism: Coregonus sp. 'balchen'
Lineage: Eukaryota; Metazoa; Chordata; Actinopteri; Salmoniformes; Salmonidae
Source: the annotation of a GenBank genome assembly
UCAUUUACAGUCAGCCUGGUCAACCAAAAUGAGAGCUCAGUCUGGUUGACCAGGCUAAAUUUAAGUCCCACCAAAUCUGACAAGACAACCAUUUGUUUCACUGACAGUUUUUUCUUCCAUAACAGGUCAACCAUGAUCACCUUGCUCCUACUGUGGGUGUCUCUGCCAUUCAUCACCUCAACAAUAUCCUUUGAAGACCCUGGUGGUAUGUGUAAGCUUACAUCACUAUUGUUCACUGGUCAUAUUCAAAUACUAUUAAAAAAGCAUUGUUCCUUCCUCCUUUCCUUGAAGUAAUCACUGAUCUAACAUGAAUAGGUGUAUGCAAGAUUUCCACUCCACUGCUUUCAUCCAAUCAAAUCCAAUCAACAUCAAAGAAGGACAUAGGGAAGGAUGCAUUGCAAAUAGGGAAGAACGCAGUUCUAGCUAUUCAAACAGGGCCCCUGUUAUAUACUGGAUACUGACACCAAAUGCAAAAGUAGAAGAGUGUUCUAGUCUCUUAGGAUAGGGUUUGGAAUAAUGCAGGCAAGUGACAUGAAUUCACUCCACUUUGCUGAAAAUAAACGGGCAGUACAUCCAUCAUGCUACUUCACUUCGGCAACAUCGUCCCUACAUGAUCUGCUGAUAUACUGUAAAAAUACAUCUCAUACUAUCUUACCCAGAUCUAGACAGUACCUUGAGUGUCAGCAUCCCUGUGGAGGUGCCGCUGCGCCCUCUGAUGGGCGCCAAGGUGGUGGUGCCCUGCUACUUCCAAGACAACACGGUCAACGACCCGGCCACGCCCACUGUCGCCCCCCUGUCCCACCGCAUCAAAUGGACCUACAUCACCAAGGGCAAGGCAACCCUCAUCCUGGUGGCGUCGGAGGGCAAAGUUCACGUGGAGACGGAGUACCUAGACCGGGUCACCAUGGCCAACUACCCGCUGGUGCCCACCGACAUCACCAUGGAGAUCACGGAGCUGCGCUCCAAGGACUCAGGCACCUAUCGCUGUGAGGUCAUGCACGGCAUCGAGGAUAACUAUGACUCGGUGGACAUCCAGGUUCAAGGUAUGACUUGGAGUUUAACUACAGGCUCUGAGUGCAUUUUGUUGGUAUGAUCUUAAGCUAUUCAAGAAACGAUCAUUAGGUUGGCUUUUAUUCUGGUUCAGAUGUACUCUACAUUGCGUUGAGGGUUCUCACACACAUUAACAUUAACAUGGACAUUUCACUCCAAAAAUAAAGUUUGACAAAAGAAUGUGCCAAAUAAAAUCAGUAAAAUAUUCGGUUAUUAUUUGGGAUUGAGGCAUAUAGCUAAAUCCAGUAGCAUGGGACAUGGAUUCAUCUUCAUAUUAAGUACUUUUUCGAAACACAUCUGACAAAGUUGGAUUUUUGGAGUGAAAUAUCCCUUCAAUAGCACAUAAUCCAAUACUCUACCUCAUAUAUACACUAGCCCUAGCCUACCCUCUAGCCCUAGCCUACCCUCUGAAAUUGUAUAAUACUUAAAAAUAAUACAGUGAGGGAAAUUUGUUCUCUCCUCUCCAGGUAUUGUGUUCCACUACCGAGCCAUCUCUACUCGCUACACUCUGAACUUUGAGAGGGCCAAGGCUGCCUGUAUCCAGAACAAUGCCACCAUCGCCACCCCAGCCCAGCUACAGGCUGCCUUUGACGAUGGCUUCCACCAAUGUGACGCCGGUUGGCUAUCUGACCAAACAGUCAGGUAAUUCUGACAUACUAAACUGUGUACCGUUAUCUGUCAUGACUGCUUUAGGUAAGCCAUGUGCACUAUUGUCAGUCAUAGCUGAUUUAGGAAAGCCAUCUUUGAUAUUUUCACACACAGUGUGGAUAUACAGUAGAAAUGAACUAACCUGAAGGGUUGUGUGGGGAUGUGAAAUGUUGUUCAAGACCAGGGGUACUCAAGUACUAUUUGAGAAGCCCCCACCCCCCCCACACACACACACACAAAUUCAUUAAAAUAAAAUAUUUGGUAGUCGGGACCCGCGAUCUGUAUUGACCCCGUUCUGGGUCCGGCUCCGGACCACAGUCCGCCAAUUGAGUAUGGGGGUUCUAAACCAUGGUUUGGAAUGAAGCAACGUUAUAACCAUUUGGGAUUUUUAAAAUAUAUAUAAUUUCAGACUAAUUGAUGUGUCAUGUGUAUGGACCAUUUUGUUCUCUGCCAUGUCACGUGAUCUACUCAAGGUACCCCAUCCAUGAGCCUCGUGAGGGUUGCUUUGGAGACAAGGAUGAGUUCCCGGGUGUGCGAACCUAUGGCGUGAGAGAGGUCAACGACACUUAUGACGUGUACUGCUUCGCACAGAAGAUGUCAGGUACUCAACAGCAAAUAUUGUAGUUUGUCAUGGUUGUCAUGGUUGUCAUGCAAGCAUGAUUUAUAGCGUAUGAAUAGGAGAAUGAUAAUUUGAAGUCAAAGUAUCAUGCAAAGAAUAAUAUGAGCUACACCCAGUCAGCAACAAACGUUCCCACAACUUUAGAGAAUGUUCCCUUAAGAGUCUCAUUAGGUCAUUAACUAACGUUUUCAUAGUAAUGUUCCUGUGAUGUGCGAGGACUGUUUCCAAGAGACCAUUCCUUUAAUGUCAAAUAGAACACCCUGAAAGUGGUUACCAUGUUCUGAUCCAUUCAUAGCUCUUUGUCUGUUGGCAAGGUUAGGGAUAAUCACACACAGUGCUUUUAACAUAGUGUUUUCAACUUACAUAUUUGAUGUAGAUAUUUACAUUGUGCAUGUUCAUUUAUACAGUAAUAAUAAAUGUCCUCACCUGUGGUUUGAACUCCCAACCUCUUGGUUCACAGUCGCUAUGCUACCAGGUCCGUGUCCGGCAUCGGUUAAUCUGACUAUUCUCAUCAUUGAUUUGAUUGACUUAUUUCCUUAAUUUAAGGGCUUUCUCUGUAGUUGUCUAAUGUUGGUGGGGCAUGUUAACCUGUUGUAAUGAUACUCCUGAAUCACUAUAAUCAAUAAAAUAUUGUUUUUACUUCACAGUGAAUUCACCCUAUUGCUUACACCUAUCAAGUUUUUUCAUCUACAUAAGUGCCUAUAGUGAGGAGGGGUUAGGGUUUCUUAGCUCAGGUUAGUGUGUUGUAACUGUUGCCAAAUAAAGACGUUAACAUAUUUUGCUAAGAACGUGAGAGUAGUGUGAUUGCCCUAGCCACCAGCACCAAUAAAGAAACACCCUAACCACUGUCCCAAUAAUGGAUAUCUCUAAGAAAUAUGCUUAUUGGGCCAGUAUAGUUAGGCCCUGUCCUGUCCAGAAGAAACACUACCCCCUCCUCCCUAGGCACUGAUCUGAAACAACUUGAUAGGUCUGCAACAACUUGAGAGGUGUAAUGCUGUAAGCAAUAGGGUGGUAAGCAAUAGCUCCGUUAAAAGUACACUCAAGCAAAACCUUUACUGAUCAUAGUGAUUCAGGAGUAUCAUUAAAACAGGUUAACAUGCCCCACCAACAUUAGACAACUAUACUGAAAGCUCUUACAUUGCUGAAAUAAGUAAAUAAAAUCAAUGAUGAGAGAAUAGUCUGAUUCAUUGAUACCUUACACAGACAUCGUAGCAUAGCAGGAAGAUUGGAGUACUACUGUGAACCAUGAGGUUGUGAGUUCAAAUCCCAGGUGAGGACUGUUGAAUAAUAAUUACUAUAUAAAUGAACAUGCACAAUGUAAUCAAGAAUGUCAAAGUGUGUCAAAUAUGUAAGUUAAAAACACUGUAUGUCAAACGCACUGUGUGUGAGUAUCCCUAAGCAUGUCAACAGAUAAAGAGCUAUGAAUUGAUCAGUGGCUCACCAAUCAGAGCCUUGAUUGGCUCGGCAACAGUAACAAGGCGUGAUGUGUAAUGAAAAUAUUAUUAUUAUUUAAAAAAUGUUUAGGGGGGGACGUUUAUUUGAUGUCUAGAACGUGUCUAGAACAUUCAUAUAAUAUGUUCUGAGAACAUGGCAACCAUGUUCUUUGCAUGUUUGGUGGGAUGUUGAUGGAAAAUUCUCCUAACCCUCAGAAAACUGGACACAUAAAAUCAAAUCAAAUUGUAUUUGUCACAUGCGCCGAAUACAACAGGUGUAGACCUUACAGUGAAAUGCUUACUUACAAGCCCUUAACCAACAAUGCAGUUUUAAGAAAAAUAAGUUAAAAAAAUUGUUAAGUUAAAAAUAAUUUAAGAGCAGAAGUAAAAUAAAAUAACAGUAGGGAGGCUAUAUACAGGGGGUACCGGUACAGAGUCAAUGUGCGGGGGCACAGGUUAGUCGAGGUAAUUGAGGUAAUAUGUACAUGUGGGUAGAGUUAAAGUGACUAUGCAUAGAUAAUAAACAAAGAGUAGGAGCUGUUAAGAAGCCUUUUGGACCUAGACUUGGCGCUCCGGUAACGCUUGCCGUGUGGUAGCAGAGAGAACAGUCUAUGACUAGGGUGGCUGGAGUCUUUGACAAUUUUUAGGACACCGCCUGGUAUAGAGGUCCUGGAUGGCAGGAAGCUUGGCUCCAGUGAUGUACUGGGCCGUACGCACUACCCUCUGUAGUGCCUUGCGGUCGGAGGCCGAGCAGUUGCCAUACCAGGCAGUGAUGCAACCAGUCAGGAUGCUCUCGAUGGUGCAGCUGUAGAACUAUUUGAGGAUCUGAGGACCCAUGCCAAAUCUUUUCAGUCUCCUGAGGGGGAAUAGGCUUUGACGUGCCCUCUUCACGACUGUCUUGGUGUAUUUGAACAAUGAUAGUUUGUUGGUGAUGUGAACACCAAGGAACUUGAAGCUCUCAACCUGUUCCAAUACAGCCCUGUCAAUGAGAAUGGGGGCGUGCUCAGUCCUCUUUUUUUUCCUGUACUCUACAAUCAUCUCCUUUGUCUUGAACACGUUGAGGGAGAGGUUGUUAUCCUUGCACCACACGGCCAGGUCUCUGACCUCCUCCCUAUAGGCUGUCUCAUCAUUGUCGGUGGUCAGGCCUACCACUGUUGUGUGGUUAGGGUUAGGGAUAGGGUUAGUGAUGGUGUUGGAGUCGUGCCUGGCCAUGCAGUCAUGGGUGAACAGGGAGUACAGGAGGGGACUGAGCACGCACCCCUGAGGGGCCCCUGUGUUGAGGAUCAGCGUGGCAGAUGUGUUGUUACCUACCCUUACCACCUGGGGGCGGCCCGUCAGGAAGUCCAGGAUCCAGUUGCAGAGGGAGGUGUUUAGUCCCAGGGUCCUUAGCUUAGUGAUGAGCUUUGAGGGCACUAUGGUGUUGAACGCUGAGCUGUAGUCAAUGAAUAGCAUUCUCACGUAGGUGUUCCUCUUGUCCAGGUGGGCAAGGGCAGUGUGGAGUGCAAUAGAGAUUGCAUCAUCUGUGGAUCUGUUGGGGUGGUAUGCAAAUUGGAGUGGGUCUAGGGUUUCUGGGAUAAUGGUGUUGAUGUGAGCCAUGACCAGCCUUUCAAAGCACUCCAUGGCUACAGACGUGAGUGCUACGGGUCGGUAGUCAUUUAGGCAGGUUAUCUUAGUGUUCUUGGGCACAGGGACUAUGGUGGUCUGUUUGAAACAUUUUGGUAUUAGAGACUCAGUCAGGGACAUGUUGAAAAUGUCAGUGAAGACACUUGCCAGUUGAUCAGCUAAUGCUCGGAGUAUGUGUCCUGGUAAUCCUUUUGGCCCUGCGGACUUGUGAAUCUUGACCUGCUUAAAAGUCUUACUCACAUCGGCUACGGAGAGCGUGAUCACAUAGUCAUCCAGAACAGCUGAUGCUCUCAUGCAUGCUUUAGUGUUGCUUGCCUCGAAGCGAGCAUAGAAGUGAUUUAGCUCGUCUGGUGGGCUCGUCUCACUGGGAAGCUCGCGGCUGUGCUUCCCUUUGUAGUCUGUAAUAGUUUGCAAGCCCUGCCACAUCCGACUAGCGUCGGAGCCAGUGUAGUACGAUUCAAUCUUAGUCCUGUAUUGACUCUUUGACUGUUUGAUGGUUCAUCGGAGGGCAUAGCGGGAUUUCUUAUAAGUGUCCGGGUUAGAGUCCCGCUCCUUGAAAGCAGCAGCUCUACCCUUUAGCUCAGUGCGGCUGUUGCCUGUAAUCCAUGGCUUCUGGUUGUGGUAUGUACGUACGGACACUGUGGGGACGACGUCAUCGAUGCACUUAUUGAUGAAGCCAGUGACUGAUGAGGUGUACUCCUCAAUGCCAUCGGUAGAAUCCUGGAACAUAUUCCAGUCUGUGCUAGCAAAACAGUCCUGUAGCUUAGUAUCUGCGUCAUCUGACCACUUCCUUAUUAACCGAGUCACUGGUGCUUCCUGCUUUAGUUUUUGCUUAUAAGCAGGAAUCAGGAGGAUAGAAUUAGGGUCAGAUUUGCCUAAUGGAGUGUGAGGGAGAGCUUUGUACGUGUCUCUGUGUGUGGAGUAAAGGUGGUCAAGAGUUUAUUUUCCUCUGGUUGCACAUUUAACAUGCUGGUAGAAAUUAGGACGAACGGAUUUAAGUUCCCCUGCAUUAAAAUCCCCGGCCACUAGGAGCGCUGCCCCUGUUUGCUUAUGGCCUUAUACAGCUCAUUGAGUGCAGUCUUAGUGCCAGCAUCAGUUUGUGCUGGUAAAUAGACAGCUACGAAUGUUCUUGCAGCGUUCCCAUGACACGUGUCUAUAACAUUAAUAUCUUAUGAUCUGAGAACAUGGCAGAACAUUAAUAUUGUAUAUUCUGAGACCUGGCAACCAUGUUCUGUGUAUGUUUGGAGGGACUUUAAUGUAAUAUUCCCUUAAGCCUCAGAAAACUUUACACAGAAAUGUUCUUGCAACGUCCAAUGAAACUUGCCUAGAACAUUAAUAUUGUUUAUUCUGAGAACAUGGCAGCCACGCUCUGGGUAUGUUCUGUUUGACAUUAAGGAAACGCUUUCCUAACUGCAAUGCCAAAACAUGCUAAAAAGGUUCUCCGAAGGUUUUUGCUAGCAUAGAUAGAAUGUUCCUCUAACUAACGGAUAACUGGACACUCAAACAUUAGGGGAACAUUACGGGUAACAUGACAAAAAAGUUAUCUCUCCCUAGAAUCGUUAGCUGGGCAUCAACUUGAUGUUGAUUGCUGAUGCACUUGCCAUACAUGCCAUGAUGAUAAUCUUGCUAGCUAGCUACAGCUACCCAACUAGCUAGCCUAAUAUAUUAUAUUAGCUUGAGAAGUAAGAAGCGGAAAUCAUAACAGAUAACUGUCUGUUUUCCUGCCUGCCUCUGUUUCUCACUCUUUGCCUUCCCCUCUACAUCAUCCCCAGGCAGAGUGUUCUACUCCAUGUCCAUGGAGAAGUUCACCUUUUACCAGGCAAUGGACCAGUGUGCCAAACUAGGGGCCAAGCUGGCCACCACAGGGCAGCUGUACCUGGCCUGGAAGGCUGGCAUGGAUGUGUGCAACGCAGGCUGGCUGGCAGAUAGAAGCGUCCGCUACCCUAUCAACAUCGCCAGGCCCCAGUGCGGUGGAGGACUACUUGGAGUGAGGACUGUGUACCUGUUCCCUAACCAGACAGGCUAUCCCUACCCAGACUCCCGCUACGACGCUAUCUGCUACGAAGGUAAGUGUAAAGAAAAGCGUCAAAAGGGAAUCACUUCCUUUUAAAGAAAAAAGGCAGUGUUGAAGGUGUAAUUGUGAAAUUAAUUUGGGUGUGUUAAAGCCAGAGUGAUUUCCAGUAACACAGAGUGUGGCUUUAACUUUUCCUGCUGCCAAUGGUCUAUUUCACAGAGGACGACGGUGUAGUCAAGACCACCCCGUUCCCAGAGGUGGCCACCAUCACAGCUGGCCCCAUGGUUUACCUGGGGCGUACCACCACCUCUGAGGCUGAGGCACAGGGGGAGGUUCUGACCCAAGCCCCCCUGGACACCACCAGCAUGGAACUGCCCUUACCCAUCCUCCCCAGUGUGAACGACACGUAUGCCAAGGUCACCCCGGUCGUGGGGGAAGAGAUCAUCAGCAGGGUGACAGCUAAACCUGAUAUGGCCUCCGAGUUCCCUCAUGACAAUGACAUUGCCAUGUCUCCUACAGGUUAGCAGAUUGUGCUGAUCAGCAUCAUGGCAGAAAUUGUUUCUAUUUUGCCGUAGUUGCCAUUUUCAUUUUCAAGCGAAAUAACACAAAUUCUGUGUUUGGUUCUGUCUGUCUCUUCCCUCCCCUAUCUCCCCUCUUUCUAUCUACCCCCUUAUCUUCCUACUCCUCCCUCCCUCCUUCCGUCUCUCACUAUAGGUGUAGUGUUCCACUACCGUGCUGGCUCCAGUCGCUAUGCCCUGUCCUUCAUGGAGGCCCAGCUGGCCUGUCAGAGUGUGGGUGCGGUCAUCGCCAGCUCUCAGCAGCUCCAGGCAGCCUACGAGGCAGGGCUCCACAACUGUGAUGCAGGCUGGCUUAGGGACCAGACCGUCAGGUGAGAUAGCCCUCUCAGUAGGGUUGUACAAUUCUGGUUUUACAGAAAUCCCGGUUGUAGGAUUCCUUCCCUGCAUAUUCCCUCAUGAUUGCAGACAUUCUCUGAUUGAGAUAUCUGAAAAACCUGGGAACUUUGGGGAUGUUUCCAGAAUUUUGAAACUCCACUUUCUAGUCUGUUUUACUGAAGAGGACCGAAGUAGAACUCCUUUGUUAACCAUCAAUCCUGACCAUUUCCCUUACCUGGAUAGUGACAGUUUGCUCUCUCCUGUGGUCAGGUACCCCAUCCUUUCUCCCAGAGAUAAGUGCUCAGGGAACCUGGAGCAUCUCCCGGGGGUGAGGUCCUACGGCCUGAGACCCGCUACCGAGCAAUACGAUGUCUACUGCUAUGUGGACCGCCUCAAGGGUCAGUUCAUGGCGCAUGGACCCUAUUCUUCUUCUUCUUCUUUGUCUUCUUUUUCUUCAGAGCUUAGCUUCAGAUGUUAAGUGAUUUCUUCUUCUUCUUCUUCUUCUCUACAGAGCUUAGCUUCAGAUAUUGAGAGAUUUCUUCUUCUUCUUCUUCUUCUUUUUCUUCUAUAGACUUCAGAUGUAAAGUGAACCAUCAAACAUGAUGGUGACUACUGAGUAAAACCUAGGGUGACCACAUUUAAAAUACCCAAAUGUGGUGACCCAAACUCGAUGAUUUUGAAUUACAUUUGCGGGACAGUGUAGCCUGCAUGAAUAAUUUUUUGGGGCAGCAUGCGGGACAAAAUGCGGGACUGUCCCACACAAUCCGGGACAUGUGGUCGCCCUAGUAAAACCACCUGCUCUCUCUUCUUCCUCAUCUCUCAGGGGAGCUGUUCUACACCAGCGACUAUGACAGCUUCUCCUACAAGGAGGCCAUGGCCCACUGUCAGAAGCUCAACACCACGCUAGCCACCACAGGGCAGCUCUAUGCUGCCUGGAAACAGGGCUUUGACAAGUGCCGUCCAGGCUGGCUGCAGGACCGCAGCGUCCGUUACCCCAUCCACACCCCUAGGCCCCACUGUGGAGGAGGCAAGGCUGGGGUACACACCAUCUACGCCUUCCCCAACCAGACGGGACACCCCGACCAGCACUCCAGAUACGACGCAUACUGCUUCAGAGGUAUGUAUGAGUUUGGAUCUGUUCAGAGUCAUCAAUAGGGUGGCUGUUAAAUCUCAAACUGAUUAAGCCCAAAUACAGCCACUGUUAAAAGCAUGAAAAUGAUAUUGUGUUGGUUUUCUUUGUUUUGUAGCUGAACAUACGAUUAUUCACACUGAAACCAGACUCAACGUUACUGUAGUUGUCGAGGAGGAAAUGAUCAACAUGACAACCAGAACGGACCAAUUGACUCUUGGUAAAAGAUCUCUAUAUUAAGUGGUCAACGGGUAUUUCUGUAUCACUGCUAGUAUUUCCUGUACAUUUAUCCUGCUGACUAUGCCAAACGUAACAGUAGAAUGAAAGAGAAUUACAUACUAGCAUGUUUGCCUCUGGUUAAAUCAAAAUGCAUAAGCUGUUUUCUAGUCAGAGUGUGUUAAUACUACAUGUUCUUUUUCCUUUGUUCGCUCUCUGUGGUUUUUCAGUGAGCCCCAUCAUACCACCUGUGGAUGUGUCUGGUUCAGGCUUAGCUGAGCAUUCUGCCAGUGGUUUUGGCAGUGAAACCCCUGGUAGCGGAGAUACAUUUGGUGGGGACAGUGGCGAGGGCUCUGGGUCUGGCUUCACAUUCGAGGGCAGUGGGCACAUCUUGUCAGGAGAGGGCUCUAGCUCUGGAGGUCUACAGGAGGCUGUAGAAGGGAGCACCACUGUCAUUUACCCCCCUGGAGUUGGGUCUGGGAAUAGUGGGUCCGGGGUGGGGGUGGGAGAGUUCAGCGGUGGGCAACUGUCCGGUGUCCUUCCCCACUCCGGUAGUGGCAGCGGGGUAUCUGGGGACCUGAGCGGUAGCGGGGACUCUGUCAUCAUCAUGGUGAACGGAGAGAUGGUGGACAUCUCCAAGCAGCAGCCCACUGGACAGGAGUUUGGACAAGGAGGUGUGGAUGUCAGUGGCUCCAGUGGAGUUUCUGGAUCGGGUGGCUUCUUCAGUGGGGAUGUGACCAGCACCUCUGGCUCUGGACUUCCCGACAUAUCUUUUGAGCAUUCAGGUCUCAUCGACCUGACCGAGAAGUCCUCGGGAGAGCAGGAGGUCUCUGGCUACCAGCCCUUCGCCUCCGGUUAUCCUUACGGUUUUCACAGCGGCUCUGGAUUCCCAUCCAGUGGUGACGGAUCCCACUCAGGCCAUGAGGUUAUCUUCCUGACAGAAGAUGGGAUGAUGGAGGUGACAACACGACAGCGUCCAGAGCAGGGCCGGGGCUACAUAGAGGUCAGUGGAGACGGCAGUAGCCACCAUGAAGGGAGCACCUCAGCCAGUGGGCUCUCCCUGGGGGAGUCAAUGGUCGCAGAAGGCCUGUCUGUGGUGUUGCCCCCUGGUUCUACCAUGACUUACCCAGAGUAUAUCGGAAACACGGGAAGAGGGGAUGACCUGGACCUGGUGCAGGAAGGCCAGGAGCACGAAGGCCAGGAGCACGAAGGGCAGGAGCAAGAAGGGCUGGAAGGGCCCACGGAGACAAUCAAUGUCACGGCACCGUCUGCAGUCUUCUCUAGCCCAACAACAGCACCCGCCAAUACAAUGGUGACCCCUGCUGUGGUGGAGGAGCCUGCUGUAGUUGAUGGUAAGUUGCUUAAAGGAAUAGUACCACGAUAUUUAAUAAUUUGGUCAUAUCUUACCUUAGAAGUGUUCUAUAGGCCAUUGGUUACAGCAUCUACGAUAAGCCAUUGUUUACUUUGCUUCAUCCACCAUAUGCUAACAGCUAAUGAACAAUGUCCCCUGGUAAGCAUAUUGUCUAAAUCAACCCAUUAUUUUCUGACCCUGCCUCUUUCUAGCUGAUCCUGACCGUUGUGAGCCUAACCCGUGUGGCACAGGCACCUGUUCUGUGCAGGAUGGCAUUGCUGUGUGCCAAUGCCCACAUGGAUUCACUGGAGAGGACUGCAGCACAUGUGAGUCCCAGUGACAACACUAUGUGUUACAAUAUGUAUUCACGUGAUUACAAGCCCACAUAUCUAUUAUAGACAUUUCACUCAACAUUCCCGGUAUCAAUAUUUUGUUAUUUUUGUACUUACAUGCAAAUUAAAGUUCCAUGUCCAACAACGUAUACCGUUACAGGCAUAGGCGGCGUGUGAGUCUCAAACUAUGUUUUUCCGCGAUUGUAUUUUGAAAUAUUGCGAUAUGGCUGGCUGGACCUUUCACUGACAUUCGCAAGUCAACGAUCAUCUACACUCUUAAAAACAAAGGUGCAAAAAUAAAGGUAAUGUUCUUGAGAGCGAUGCCAUAGGGGAACCAUUUUAGGGUCUCUGAAGAACCAUAAAUGGGAUGGUUCUUUGAAGAACCAUACAAAAAUCCAAAACCAGAAAUGUUUCGGCCCUCCAGGACCGGAAUUGAAUAGCCCUGUCGUAGGGUUUUAAGCAUUUGCAUAUUUCCCAGGGUGCCUUUCGAUUGAAUUUUAGAGUUACCAGUACCACCCAUGACUGUGUUUUCUAGUGACAGAGACAAGUGAAUAUGUUGUCAUUAAUUUUAUUAUUCAAGUAUUUCAUAAGGCCUUAUUUUGAGGGCCUAGUUUUAACUUAAUACAGUGGCCUGAAACUCAUAGUUUACAGUCCACAUCAGUCCUGCAAGUCACGUUGUGCUGGCUUGCAAAGUGAUGCAUAAUUCCUAUUGGAAUCCAGCCAGAGUGGGGAUAUCCGACAUUUUGAAUUUUUAUUCACCCGCAACCUACAUUCAAAAUGACUGCCAGGGUUGGGAAGACUAAGAUAUAAGACUACCCUAAACAUCUAAACUGGGACAACCAUUUCAGUAAUGGGUGCAUUAAGUCCAAGUAACAGAUUGGAAUAGUUUAGAAAAAUGUACGUUAUUUCUGUACAUUUGAGUAGCAUAAGAUUAAUGAAUGAAUCAAUAAACAAAAAUAUAAAUACAACAUGUAACAAUUUCAACGAUUUUACUGAGCUACAGUUCAUAUAAGGAAAUCGGUCAAUUGCAAUAAAUUAAUUAGGCCCUAAUCUAUGGAUUUCACAUGACUGGGCAGGGGCGGAGCCAUUGGUGGGCCAACGGGCAUAGUCCCACCCACUUGGGAGGCAGGGCCACCCACUGGGGAGUCAGGUCCAGCCAAUCAGACUUAAUUUUUCCCCACAAAAGGACUUUAUUACAAACAGAAAUACAAUAGUUUCAUCAGCUGUCCGGGUGGCUGGUCUCAGACGAUCCCGCAGGUGAAGAAGCCGGAUGUGGAGGACCUGAGCCUACAUGGUUACACGUGGUCUGCGGUUGUGAGGCCGGUUGGAAGUACUGCCAAAUUUUCUAAAACGACGUUGGAGGCGACUUAUGGUAGAGAAAUUAACAUUAAAUUCUCUGGCAACAGCUCUGGUGGACAUUCCUGCAGUCAGCAUGCAAAUUGCACGCUCCCUCAAAACUUCAGACAUCUGUGGCAUUGUGUUGCGUGACAAAACUGCAUGCAUUUUAGAGUGGCCUUUUAUUGUCCCCAGCACAAGGUCACCUUGUGUAAUGAUCAUGCUGUUUAAUCAGCUUCUUGAUAUGCCACACCUGUCAGGUGGAUGGAUUAUCUUGGCAAAUAAGAAAUGCUCACUAACAGGGAUGUAAACAAAUUUGUGCACAAAAUUUGAGCAAAAUAUGUUUUUUGUGCGUAUGGAACAUUUCUGUGAUCUUUUAUUUCAGCUCAUGAAACAUGGGACGAACACUUUACAUGUUGCAUUUAUAUUUUUGUUCAGUAUACAUGCAAAGACAUAGUGAAACAAACAAUUUAAAAAAUCAAUCUGCAAUAGAGCAUGCUAGGAAAUAUGAUAAUGAUGGGCGUGGUUUUGGUUCAAUUCUGGUUAUUAACACCAACACAGGGGUUAUUUUACACCACUGAGUGAUAAUUCAAGUUUUUACAGUGUUCAUUUAACUAUUGAAUCAGCACAAAAAAUGUUAUACAAAAAAAAAUCUACAUUAGUUAACCCUUGCCAAUUUUCUGUGUGCCAUGAAAGUGACACAUCUGCAGGCUUCCAUAAAUUUCAAUAAGCUCUUAGAAUUCUGAAGAACCGUAGGUGCCACAUCAAGAACCCCACACUUAACUCAAAGGUUCUUCAUCAUGGAAGAGUUCUCCAUGGACCCUUAAAAGAGCCAUUUCAGAACAUUUAUUUUCUUUAGGUGUAUUUGGUAUUUGCCGUGUGCGCUGCCCAAAUUGUGAGCCCUUCCGACAGACUAUGCGAUUUAAAACAAUCCACAGCUUAUUUUUUUUAAAUAAGCUAAUGAUCCUAUGAUCCUCCAAAUCAUGCUUUCUGGUCUUAUGAAUGAUUUUAGGUAUUUCUGUAUAGACAAGAGUAGGCUAAUUAGGCUAUAUAAUUUUGACUCUAACCCGGACGCUUAUAAGAAAUCCCGCUAUGACCUCCGACGAACCAUCAAACAGGCAAAGAGUCAAUACAGGUCUAAGAUUGAAUCAUACUACACUGGCUCUGACGCUCGUCGGAUGUGGCAGGGCUUGAAAACUAUUACAGACUACAAAGGGAAGCACAGCCGCGAGCUGCCCAGUGACACAAGCCUACCAGACGAGCUAAACCACUUCUAUGCUCGCUUCGAGGCAAGCAACACUGAAGCAUGCAUGAGAGCACCAGCUGUUCCGGACGACUAUGUGAUCACGCUCUCCGUAGCCGAUGUGAGUAAGACUUUUAAGCAGGUCAACAUUCACAAGGCCGCAGGGCCAGACGGAUUACCAGGACGUGUACUCCGAGCAUGUGCUGACCAACUGGCAAGUGUCUUCACUGACAUUUUCAACAUGUCCCUGACUGAGUCUGUAAUACCAACAUGUUUCAAGCAGACCACCAUAGUCCCCGUGCCCAAGAACUCUAAGAUAACCUGCCUAAAUGACUACCGACCUGUAGCACUGACGUCUGUAGCCAUGAAGUGCUUUGAAAGACUGGUCAUGGCUCACAUCAACAGCAUAAUCCCAGAAACCCUAGACCCACUCCAAUUUGCAUACCGCCCCAACAGAUCCACAGAUGAUGCAAUCUCUAUCGCACUCCACACUGCCCUUUCCCACCUGGACAAGAGGAACACCUACGUGAGAAUGCUAUUCAUUGACUACAGCUCAGCAUUCAACACCAUAGUGCCCUCUAAGCUCAUCACUAAGCUAAGGAUCCUGGGACUAAACACCUCCCUCUGCAACUGGAUCCUGGACUUCCUGACGGGCCGCCCCCAGGUGGUAAGGGUAGGUAACAACACAUCUGCCACACUGAUCCUCAACACGGGGGCCCCUCAGGGGUGCGUGCUCAGUCCCCUCCUGUACUCUCUGUUCACCCAUGACUGCAUGGCCAGGCACGACUCCAACACCAUCAUUAAGUUUGCCGACGACACAACAGUGGUAGGCCUGAUCACCGACAACGAUGAGACAGCCUAUAGGGAGGAGGUCAGAGAUCUGGCCGUGUGGUGCCAGGACAACAACCUCUCCCUCAACGUGACCAAGACAAAGGAGAUGAUUGUGGACUACAGGAAAAAAAAGAGGACUGAGCACGCCCCCAUUCUCAUCGACGGGGCUGUAGUGGAACAGGUUGAGAGCUUCAAGUUCCUUGGUGUCCACAUCACCAACGAACUAUCAUGGUCCAAACACACCAAGACAGUCGUGAAGAGGGCACGACAAAGCCUAUUCCCCCUCAGGAGACUAAAAAGAUUUGGCAUGGGUCCUCAGAUCCUCAAAAAAUUCUACAGCUGCACCAUCGAGAGCAUCCUGACUGGUUGCAUCACCGCCUGGUAUGGCAACUGCUUGGCCUCUGACCGCAAGGCACUACAGAGGGUAGUGCGUACGGCCCAGUACAUCACUGGGGCAAAGCUCCCUGCCAUCCAGGACCUCUAUACCAGGCGGUGUCAGAGGAAGGCCCGCAAAAUUGUCAAAGACUCCAGCCACCCUAGUCAUAGACUGUUCUCUCUGCUACCGCACGGCAAGCGGUACCGGAGUGCCAAGUCUAGGUCCAAAAGACUUCUCAACAGCUUCUACCCCCAAGCCAUAAGACUCCUGAACAGCUAAUCAUGGCUACCCGGACUAUUUGCACUGCCCCCCCACCCCAUCCUUUUUACGCUGCUGCUACUCUGUUAAGUAAGUAUUUAUGCAUAGUCACUUUAACUCUACCCACAUGUACAUAUUACCUCAACUACCUCAACUAGCCGGUGGCCCCGCACAUUGACUCUGCAACGGUACCCCCCUGUAUAUAUAGCCUCCCUACUGUCACUUUAUUUUACUGUAUAUAUAGCCUCCCUACUGUCACUUUAUUUUACUUCUGCUCUUUUUUUCUCAACACUUUUUUUGUUGUUGUUUUAUUCUUACUUUUUUGUUUAAAAUAAAUGCACUGUUGGUUAAGGGCUGUAAGUAAGCAUUUCACUGUAAUGUCUGCACCUGUUGUAUUCGGCGCAUGUGACCAAUACAAUUUGAUUUGAUUUGAUUUGAUUUGAUUUGUCAAUUUAAUUCAAUUUACUUUAGGGGAAGCUUAGCUAGCCUUAUGGUAGCGCCGCCUAUGGUUAUAGCUAGCCUUAUGGUAGCGCCGCCUAUGGUUACAGCUAGCCUUAUGGUAGCGCCGCCUAUGGUUACAGCUAGCCUUAUGGUAGCGCUGCCUAUGGUUACAGCUAGCCUUAUGGUAGCGCCGCCUAUGGUUACAGCUAGCCUUAUGGUAGCGCCGCCUAUGGUUACACCUAGCCUUAUGGUAGCGCCGCCUAUGGUUACAUCUAGCCUUAUGGUAGCGCGCCUAUGGUUACAGCUAGCCUUAUGGUAGCGCCGCCUAUGGUUACAGCUAGCCUUAUGGUAGCGCCGCCUAUGGUUACAGCUAGCCUUAUGGUAGCGCCGCCUAUGGUUACAGCUAGCCUUAUGGUAGCGCCGCCUAUGGUUACAGCUAGCCUUAUGGUAGCGCCGCUAUGGUUACAGCUAGCCUUAUGGUAGCGCCGCCUAUGGUUACAGCUAGCCUUAUGGUAGCGCCGCCUAUGGUUACAGCUAGCCUUAUGGUAGCGCCGCCUAUGGUUACAGCCUAGCCUUAUGGUAGCGCCGCCUAUGGUUACAGCUAGCCUUAUGGUAGCGCCGCCUAUGGUUACAGCUAGCCUUAUGGUAGCGCCGCCUAUGGUUAAAGGGGAGGGGGAGGGUUGUAUGAAUUAAAUAAAAAGCCAACAUUCUACAGUAAAUUUGUGAAUGUGUCUAUCUGUUUGUGUGCAGCAGCGCAGGGCUGUGCCGAGGGCUGGGCGGAGUUCAUGGGGAGCUGCUACCUGCACUUUCUUGAGAGAGACACCUGGCCCGAUGCUGAGCAGCGCUGCCAAGAGCUCAACUCCCACCUGGUCAGCAUCACCUCCCAACAGGAGCAGGAGUUUGUCAACUGUGAGUAUAGAUAUAGGAUGUGUGCAAAUGUGUGUGUGUAUGUGUGUGCAAGCGUGUGUGUGUACGUAUUCUUUAUUGUCUUAGUUGUGAAGUUUGUGUGUGUGUGCAUGCACGCGCGUGUGUCAUUUAUUUUUCGCACAAACAUAGAACAUAUUUGAUACGUACUGUACAUGACAGCUCAAUGUUCUCUUUUCAUUUUUCCAUAUAGCUAACGCUCAGGACUAUCAGUGGAUUGGACUCAAUGACAAGGACGUGCAGAAUAAGUUCCGCUGGACAGAUGGGAGUCCAUUGGUGAGUUUUUUGUUUUAUACCAGUUCAGGUAUCCCCUACUCUGGUCCCCUACUUUACUUUACUGUACUUUACUUUUUUUGUAAAUUAUAUUUUACAUUAUUAUUAUUUAUAUUAAUAUUAAAUUACCAUUUGACUUGUUAAUUCUAUUUGAUCCUACUUUCUAAUCAAAUGGUCCUGUGUUGAUGUCUUCGCAUGCAGGAAUUUGAGAACUGGAGGCCCAACCAGCCAGAUAACUACUUUAACUCUGGAGAGGACUGUGUAGUGAUGAUCUGGCAUGAGAACGGCCAGUGGAACGAUGUUCCCUGCAACUACCACCUGCCCUUCACCUGCAAGAGUGAACCUGGUAGGGAGCAGGGGUUGAGGGUCAGAGGGCACAGAACAUGAAUUGGGUCAGCUGUCUGUGACUGAGCCAACAGGACAGAGAAAUAGCACUAGGCUUGCUUUUUGGAAAAUAGGGAUGUCCGGGGGGGACUAUGCACAAAUAAGGGUUCAUCAGGUGUUAAAUUAAGUGUUAAACGUGUUCAAACUGUGAGUCUUAAAAUGAAUUGGUACCCCUAAAAACACUAUUGUUGGUCCAGCUCACUAUUUGUAGGGCACAACAAAGAGUCAAUGUAUCAUUGGGUUCCCGAGUGGCGCAGCGGUCUAAGGCACUGCAUUUCAGUGCUAGAGGUGUCACUACAGACCCUGGUUUGAUUCCAGGCUGUAUCACAAUCCGGCUGUGGUUGGGAGUCCCAUAGGGCGGCGCACAAUUGGCCCAGCGUCGUCCGGGUUUGGCCGAGGUAGGCCAUCAUUGUAAAUAAGAAUUGGUUCUUAACUGACUUGCCUAGUUGAAAAAGUUAAUAAAAUCCAGAUUUUAUCAACAUCAUUGGAAACAGAUAGACAGAUCUUUUGAGAUAAUUUCCUUAGCUAAUUCCUCUGGUUUUCCCUUUCUUCCCAGUCAUGUGCCAUUCACCCCCUGAGGUGGACAACGCCAGGCCAAUGGGCAGCAGAAGAGACCGCUACCCCGUCAACUCUAUAGUCCGCUACCAGUGUGACGCAGGCUUCACACAGCGCCACCCACCUGUUGUACGCUGCCUUCCCGACGGGCGGUGGAAGGAGCCACAAGUGGAGUGUAUAGGAUGUGAGUCUAACCUUUCUUGUUUAAUCUAUCGUGUCUCGUCCACGUCUGUCAACUCUGAUUUAAAACCUCAGCCCCCAGAGUCAAUCGAGUAGCUAGAUAGCACACACAAGAUAGUUUCUGGGUUCCGAGAUUAGCGUCUACUAACCUUGCAGAUGACAUCAUACAUACUUACAGAGUAACAACACAAAAAGAGAUACAACAUUCACAAGCUUGAGAAAUAUAGACAUCUCUAGGGAAACAAGGCAAUAACAUUAAAGUAUAGUAAAGUAGGUGAGAUAUGAGACACUAUGGCAGGCACAUUUUUAUCUGGACCUCGAAGCAAGUUCCACUUCUGACACCCACCUGGUGUCCCAACUCUAAAUCAAGGACUGAUUUAGAGUUGGGACACCAGGUGGGUGCAAUUAAUUAUCAGGUAGAAGAGAAAACCAGCAGUACUCCGGACAUCCAGGCUCAGUUUUGAAUACCCCUGCACUUUGGAAUUUCCUUAUUCUUUAUCUUUGAUGGUUAUUCAGCAAUGUUUUAAUGAUGUCAUCAACAUGUGCCUCUCUCUCCCUCAGCUGGUGCCACCCCCAGCAACAGACUACACAAGAGGUCCAUCAGGAGACGGUUGAAAGCACCCAACAGUUGGUCUUGGCGGAAGCUUCUCUAAGCAGGACUGAAGGGACACACUAAAAGAGAACCAAAUUGACCGCUCUUGUAAAGAAACAUUGAUACUAAAUGCCAUUUUGCCUGACCAAAAAAAGAUAACGUUCCCACCAGGGGUGGAAAUGGGGAAAAGUUACUUUGAGAACCCACCAAUGUAAAAUCCUUGAAUUCACCUAUAGCUCAUUUUUACAUGUCAAAAUGAUUGAAUUCCCCCAUUUCCACCCCGGAUUCCCACCAUGUAUAUAGAUAAACACCAAAGCACAUUAGACAGGAUUUUAUAGUCCGACUGACAAUGUUGAUCUCUGAGUGUCACUCUGUGCCUUUGUGGGGGGUAUUUGGGCAGUGGUUCUCAACCUGGGGUACUAGUAACCCUGGGGGUACCGGGCCUAUCCACAGGGGGUACUUGGGAAGACUCAAAUAGGUAUAAUUGAGGGGAUACUUUGUGCAGAGCAUUAUGGAUUUGAUUCCGACUUAAGAAAUUAUGCUUUUCUUAUGCACGCCUAUCCCAUGCACUUCUCAGUAGUUGGUGUUCAGACUUACCUUAUAAAGGUGCGUAAUGGAGUUUGCAGGCGUGGUUCCCUUGCGCGCAAAAAAUAUAUUGAUGAAUAAAAAAUACAGUGGUUUGAUUCAUCCUGAAAGUUGUCAUAUUCAAGUUCAAUCCAUGAAAUAUUGGAAGGUGGAAAAAAGUGUACAAUAAGGGUUGAACAAUAGUACUGUAAAUCUACCCUAAUCCUUACUAAUCAUGGAACUGUAUGACAACGGUCCAGUCGUUAUGAACCGUUCGCCAAGCUCCAGGUUUAACCUGCUAAGUGUGGUCUGAGUUCCAUAAUGAUUCAAUUUGUCCCAAAUUAUUGCACAACGUUAUAUGAUCCACUAAUGCUAGCGACCCUCAGGAACAGCUUACACGGACGUGACGGAGGAAAUACAGUUUAACAGAAUGGAAUGGAAUGAUGCAAAAUGUAAGCUACAAAUUGAAGAAAACUAACACUAAAGUGACAGUUAUAAAUGUAUGUGGGUAUUACUGACGGUGGCCCCCUAUAGUGGCGAAUAUUUAACAUUACACAUUUUUUUUAUAAAACGGAGAAAAGCCCGGGCAUAGGCUAUAAUUAAAACAUUCUAAAGGGCAUACAUCAACUCGGUAGGUUCAGCCCCACAGAAGCCUAUAGCUUGGGUGUCCAAAUUUCAUCCACGCAAAUUAUGAGGGUACACAAUAAAAACAAAUCUGAAUAACGGCAUAGCUAUUUAUACACUCUUAGAAAAAAAGGGUCCUAAAAGGGUUCUUCGGCUGUCCCCAUAGGAUAACCCUUUUUGGUUCCAGUUAGAACCCUUUUUGGUUCCAGGUAGAACCCUGGAACCCCACAUUUUUUCAAAGGGUACUCGUAUGGGGACAGCCGAAGAACCCUUUUAGGUUCUAGAUAGCACCUUUUUUCUAAGAGUGUAGCCUAUUUCACUGUGGAAAACGGCCGCAAUACAUUUCAUGUUGAUAUGAUUUUCAGGGAUCAUAAGGAAAAAACAUCUAAAACAAUUGCUAUGUGCAUCUACAACCCCCUUCUCCAAAUGGAUUACUCAUUUACCUAGCUCUUAUCAAUAGCUCUUAUACAUUUAUAAAUUACAGUGCAUGGAGAAUGGUGUUAUUUCUAUCGGAAAAAAGUAGAUGCUUUUCCCACUUGGAACCAACAGGUUCGCUCGAAUUUAUUCAUGGUUUCCUAGCGCGUAAAGGUAAGGGAAUUAAGUCAAGGUCAGAAUACGGUUUAUCUGUAGAUCUCUAGCCAGAACGAAUAGCGGGUGAAUAGCAUGCUAUCCUCAUUCUUAAAUUCAAGGUCAGAAUACGCAUAGAGAGAACAGUGCAUGAAAAGGGAAUUACGUUUCAUUUACACGCGCUUAACUCAGGUCGGAAUCAGGGCCUAAGUGAAUCGGGGUACAGUUACCAAAAAAGGUUGAGAACCACUGAUACAGGGGAAUAUGGGUAGGUUCAUCUUCUGUCAGAAUCAUUUGGGAGGUUCAUUGGUUUAUGGCUGUGUUCAGCCAUUGGAGUCUUUUGAUUGGGUGGUAGAUAGUUUUGGUCCCUCCUCUAUUAUACUCUGACCAGGGUGGAAGGUGUGACUCAAAGAGAUGCUGGAGGGGUCAAUAAAAAUGAAUGGAUAGUAUUAUUUAUUUGGGGAGUCCCAUCUGAAUGGAGUGGGAAAGAAACAUCCCUCCCCCAAGGCACUAGAGUGACACUGAAAGUCAAGAACAGAGUAAAAAAAGUGUUUAGGAUUGCAGCUAGAUACUCUGAAGUCAAGCACAUUAUUAUUUUUUCUUAGUUUAUGUUUGAUAAUUAGCUUUUUUUAUAUAGUGUUGGACCUUAGGACCAAAUAGGGAACAACUCCUAUAUGUGAAGAAAAGAGACAGAAAGAGCAAUGUUUGUCUGUUUCGGAAUGUCGAACAGAGUACCUCCAACUCUGUAUGAUAAUGAUACAGUAUUGUGCUCUCAUCCUGGAUCUUUGGGCUAUUUUCGGCACCAAAAAAUUCAGAACACAGAGAUGGAAAGAGGGCACACUUGCCACAAAGCCUGUUUUAGCAUUAAGAAGAGAAAAAUGACUACUUCAGAAAUGGGGAUAGUCCUCAAUCGCGAUGCCCAUGCUGUCACAGAAGCGAUCAAUGGCAAAGAUAGGCUCUCUUUUCAUCUCCAUGCUUCAGAACCAUCUGGUGAAAAUACGAUCGAUACAACUGUAGAAGAGUUGGCUACAGCACAUACACUAUGGGAACAUGCUGGCGUCCGACAAUCUAUGUGACCUUACAAUCCAUGUGCUCAUAAACAGAUGAGUUUGUGUUUGUCUGUUUAUUUCUCACUGUGAAUUCUCUCAAACUACGCUUUUGAUAUCAGACAUCAAGCAUUUUGAUUGAUGAAUAAACAGGGCCUUUGUUUUCCAUUUAUCUUAUUCACAACCCCAAGUCCCCUUGUGUGCAGGAAGGGAAUUAUGAGGGGUUGAAUUGGUACUGAAGCACAUAAAAAUGAAUUGACACCAGUAGCAUAACAAGCUGUGAAGGCACAAGGUUAGAGAAGGAGGAGUUAGAGGAUAUGUUAAGUUGACGAGGAUCCUUUUGGGUCGAAUCAUGUUUAACGUUUGGGGAGCAGUGUCCAUACUCAAGCUCCCCUCCCACCCGACUCAUGCACAUUCAACAAACACACUCAACACAACACAAUACUCUCACACAUCGGAAGUGAUUUCAACGUUUGAUGAAUGGUUGAAUGGUUUCUGGGUGUCUCAGUGUAGAGGGAUGUCACACACACAGACACACACACACACACAGACACACACACACACACAGACCACACACACACACACACACAACACACACACAACACAAGACACACACACACACACACAACACAGACACACACACACACACAGACACACAACACACACACCACACACACACACACACACAGACACACACACACACACAGACCCACACAAACACACACAGACACACCACCACACACAGAACACACACACACAACACACAACACACACACACACACACAGACACACACACACACACAGACAACACACACACACACAGACACACACACACACACACAGCACACACACAGACACACACAGACACGACACACACACACACAACACCACAACACACACACACACAGACACACACACCCACACACACACACACACAGACACACACACACACAACAGACACACACACACACACACAUGACACACACACACAGACACACACACACAGACACACACACACACACACACAGACACACACACACACACAGACACACACACACACAGACACACAACACAACACCAGACACACACACCACACACAGACCACACACACACACACACACACAACACACACACACACACACCACACACACCGACACACACAACACACAACACACACACACACAGACACACACACACACACAGACACACACACACAGACACACACACACAGACACACACACACAGACACACACCACACACAGAUCACACACACACACAGACACACACACACACAGACACACACACACACAGACACACACACACACAGACACAACCCACACACAGACACACACACACAGACACACACAGACACACCACACACACACCAGACACACACACACACACACCAGACACACACACACAACAGACACACACACACACAGACACACACACACACAGACACACACACACACACACACACACACACACACACACACACACAGACACACACACACACACACACACACACACACAGCACCACCACCAUCAGGCCUUAAAAAAUAAACAAGACUGACACACAUAUCACAGAUAAUUGUGUGAGAACUGUAUAGUGUCUAUGUGUGUAUGAGAGAGAAAGUAUGGGUGUGUCCAUGCACGUGAGUAUAAAGUGUGUGUGUGUGUGUGUGUGUGUGUGUGUGUGUGUGUGUGUGUGUGCGUGUGUGUUGAAUGAGUGUUUGAGCACAAAGAACAUAGAUACAUGUGAUAAUGUUUAUACAGUGUGUGACAUUCUAAUAAUUGAUUUGGAUGUAAACAAGUAUCAAAUAAAAUCUGAAAUCGUCUGUUUCUGUUCAGUAACUACAGUAUAUAAGACAUUAAAAAGGUAGUGUGCUGCAAUUAUGAUUGAAUGUAUCCAAGUUAUCUUUGAUUUAGGUAUUGUAUAUAUGUUUAUCGUAUUAUACAUUGUAUACUGUGAAUAUCAUAUGGCAAUAUUGUAAAAACCUUAAUCCAACACCUAGUAACCUUGACAAGGGGUUCUGAUCUUUUGGCAUAACAGGUAAGGUAUUGAGUUGGUGGACCCAGUCACUGGACCCAGCUUCCAGUCCAGGUUGGGGCUAUCCUCCCAAAUUCACUGCAAUAUGUAGCUACAGUAUUAAGAAAUUAUAAAAGGUGAAGUACUGUGAGGGUCUGUGCAUGCAGUAUACUAGAGCAGGGGUUCUCAAACUUUUGGGGGCCAGUACCCCUUUUGUGACAGCAAAUUCAUCAUUCAUAAUCAGAACACAACUCGAGUGAGAUUAAAAAAAAAUUGCAUAGUGCAUGGCCGGACGAACCAAGUCUCAGGCCCUGGGAAGGAACAUUUCAAAGGCCCCCGUCUUGGCAUCAGAGAGAAAAUUGUGCAGUUUUCAAGCUAAUUUCCUGUAAUUCUACAGAUUUUGUCAUGGGGUAGAGAGAAAACUCUGCAGUGCAUUUAUGUCAAAUAAUUUUUGGGAGAAUACAAUACGUUUUGAGUUGAAAAAUGUAGAAUUGGUGGAGUACUGUGGAUGGCAAUCUCCCUGAGAGACUCCCAGGCCCAUGUUGCCCAGGGUUAAGAACAUAAAUUGUAGAUUAACAAUAUUACAUGUUAUUGUAUUACACACUCUAAACUUAUUCCACGGAUCCCUUGGCAAAAAUUAGUUUAACCUGUUGUUGUUAGUAAUAUUCAUAAAAAAAUAAAAAAUAAAACAUCUAUAUACACUACAUUACCAAAAGUAUGCGGACACCUGCUCGUCAAACAUCUCAUUCCAAAAUCAUGGGCAUUAAUAUGGAGUUGGUCCCUCCUUUGCUGCUAUAACAGCCUCCACUUUUCUGGGAAGGCUUUCCACUAGAUGUUGGAACAUUGCUGCGGGGAAUUGCUUCCAUUCAGCCACAAGAGCAUUAGUGAGGUCGGGUACUGAUGUUGGGCGAUUAGGCCUGGCUCGCAGUCGGCUUUCCAAUUGAUCCCAAAGGUGUUCGAUGGGUUUGAGGUCAGGGCUCUGUGCAGGCCACUCAAGUUCUUCCACACCGAUCUCGACAAACCAUUUCUGUAUGGACCUAGUGUCACACCCUGAUCUGUUUCACCUGUCUUUGUGAUUGUCUCCACCCCCCUCCAGGUGUCACCCAUCUUCCCCAUUAUCCCCAGUGUAUUUAUACCUGUGUUCUCUAUUUGCCAGUUCGUUUUGUUUUGUCAAGUCUACCAACGUUUUUCCCCUUGCUUCUGUCUUUCUCAAGUUCCUGUUUUCCAGUUUUCCAGGUUUUGACCAUUCUGCCUGCCCUUACCUUGAGCCUGCCUGCCGUUCUGUACCUUGUCACACCACCCUGGAUUAUUGACCUCUACCUGCCCUGACCCUGAGCAUGCCUGGCGUUCUGUACCUUUUGGACUCUGAUCUGGAUUACUGACCUCUGCCUGCCCUUGACCUGUCGUUUGCCUUCCCCGUUUUUGUAAUAAACUUUUUACUUCGAUAGUGUCUGCAUCUGGGUCUUCUCCUGAAACGUGAUACCUAGAUUUGUGCAUAGGGGCGUUGUCAUAUUGAAACAGGAAAGGGCCUUCCCCAAACUGUUGCCACAAAGUUGGAAGCGCAGAAUCGUCUAGAAUGUCAUUGUAUGCUUUAGCGUUAAGAUUUCCCUUCACUGGAACUAAGGGUCCUAGUCCGAACCAUGAAAAACAGCCCCGACCAUUAUUCCUCCUCCACCAAACUUUACAGUUGGCACUAUGUAUUAGGGCAGGUAGCGUUCUCCUGGCAUCCGCCAAACCCAGAUUCGUCCGUUGGACUGCCAGAUGGUGAAGCGUGAUUCAUCACUCCAGAGAAUGUGAUUCCACUGCUCCAGAGUCCAAUGGCGUCGAGGUUUACACCAUUGCGCAUGGGGAUCUUAGGCUUGUGUGCGGAUGCUCAGCCAUGGAAACCCACUUCACAAAGCUCCCGACGAACAGUUAUUGUGCUGACGUUGCUUCCAGAGGCAGUUUGGAUCUCGGUAGUGAGUGUUGCAACUGAGGACAGAUGAUUUUUACGCACUACGCACUACAGCACUUGGUAGUCCCGUUCUGUGAGCUUGUGUGGCCUACCACUUCACGGCUGAGCCGUUGUUGCUCCUAGACGUUUCCACUUCACAAUAACAGCACUUACAGUUGACCGGGGCAGCUCUAGCAGGGCAGAAAUUUGACAAACUGACUUGUUGGAAAGAUGGCAUCCUAUGACGGUGCCAAGUUGAAAGUCACUGAGCUCUUCAGUAAGGCCAUUCUAUUGUCAAUGUUUGUCUAUGGAGAUUGCAUGGCUGUGUGCUCGAUUUUAUACACCUGUCAGCAACGGGUGUGGCUGAAAUAGCCGACUCCACUAAUUUGAAGGAGUGUCCACAUACUUUUGUAUAUACAGUGCAUUCGGGAAAGUAUUCAGACCCCUUAACCUUUUCCACAUUUUGUUAUGUUACAAACUUAUUCUAAAAUUGAUAAAUAUUUUUUCCCUCAUCAAUCUACACACAAUACCCCAUAAUGACAAAGUGAAAACAGGUUUUUAGAAAGUUUUUGCAAAUUUAUUAAAAAAAAAUUAACAGAAAUAUCUUAUUUAUAUGAGUAUUCAGACCCUUUGCUAUGAGACUAGAAAUUGAGCUCAGGUGCAUCCUGUUUCCACAGAUCAACCUUGAGAUGUUUCUUCAACUUGAUUGGAGUCCACCUGUGGUAAAUUCAAUUGAUUGGACAUGAUUUGGAAAGGCACACAUGUCUAUAUAAGGUCCCACAGUUGACAGUGCAUGUCAGAGCAAAAAACCAAGCCAUGAGGUUGAAGGAAUUGUCUGUAGAGCUCUGAGACAGAAUUGUGUCGAGGCACAGAUCUGGGGAAGGGUUACCAAAACAUUUCUGCAGCAUUGAAGAUCCCCAAGAACACAGUGGCCUCCAUCAUUCUUAAACGGAAGAAGUUUGGAGCCACCAAGACUCUUCCUAGAGCUGGCCCCCCGGCAAAAUUGAGCAAUCGGGGGAGAAGGGCCUUGGUCAGGGAGGUGACCAAGAACCCGAUGGUCACUCUGACAGAACUCCAGAGUUAUUCUGUGGAGAUGGGAGAACCUUCCAGAAGGACAACCAUCUAUGCAGCACUCCACCAAUCAGGCCUUUAUGGUAGAGUGGCCAGACGGAAGCCACUCCUCAGUAAAAGGCACAUGACAGCCCGCUUGGAGUUUGCCAAAAGGCACCUAAAGACUCUCAGACCACGAGAAACAAGAUUCUCUGGUCUGAUGAAAACAAGAUUGAACUCUUUGGCCUGAAUGCCAAGCGUCACGUCUGGAGGAAACCUGGCACCAUAUCUACAGUGAAGCAUGGUGGUGGCAGCAUCAUGCUGUGGGGAUGUUUUUUAGCGGCAGGGACUGGGAGACUAGUUGGAUCGAGGCAAAGAUGAACAGAGCAAAGUACAGAGAGAUCAGACUGGGGCGAAGGUUCACCUUCCAACAGGACAACGACCCUAAGCACACAGCCAAGACAACGCAGGAGUGGCUUCGGGUCAAGUCUCUGAAUGUCCUUGAGUGGCCCAGCCAGAGCCCGGACUUGAACCCAAUCGAACAUCUCUGGAGAGACCUGAAAAUAGCUGUGCAGUACUGCUCACCAUCUAACCUGACAGAGCUUGAGAGGAUCUGCAGAGAAGAAUGGGUGUGCCAAGCUUGUAGCGUCAUAUCCAAGAAUACUCAAUGCUGUAAUCGCUGCCAAAGUAGCUUCAACAAAGUACUGAGUAAAAUGUCUGAAUACUUAUGUAAAUUUGAUAUUUCCGUUUUUUAUUUAUAAUAAAUUAGCAAACAUUUAUAAAAACCUGUUUUGAAUUUGUCAUUAUGGGGUAAUGUGUGUAGAUUGAUGAGGGGGAAAAAACAACUUAAUCCAUUUUAGAAAAAAGGCUGUAACGUAACAAAAUGUGGAAAAAGUCAAGGGGUCUGAAUACCUCCCGAAGACACUAUAUGUACAUAUAUAAACUACCGGUCCAAAGUUUUAGAACACCUAUUCAUUCCAGGGUUUUUCUUUAUUUUUACUAUUUUCUACAUUGUAGAAUAAUAGUGAAGACAUCAAAACUAUGAAAUAACAAAUGUGGAAUCAUGUAAUAACCAAAAAAGUGUUAAACAAAUCAAAAUAUAUUUUAUAUUUGAGAUUCUUCAAAUAGCCACCCUUUGCCUUGAUGACAGCUUUGCACACUCUUGACAUUCUUUCAACCAGCUUCAUGAGGUAGUCACCUGGAAUGCAUUUCAAUUAACAGGUGUGCCUUCUUAAAAGUUAAUCCUUUUUAAUGUGUUUGAGCCAAUCAUUUGUGUUGUGACAAGGUAGGGGGGGUAUACAGAAGAUAGCCCUAUUUAGUAGAAGACCAAUUCCAUAUUAUGGCAAGAACAGCAAAUAAGCAAAGAGAAACGACAGUUCAUCAUUACUCUAAGUCAUGAAGGUCAGUCAAUACGGAUAAUUUCAAGAACUUUGAACAUUUCUUCAAGUGCAGUCGCAAAAACCAUCAAACUCUAUGAUGAAACUGGCUCUCAUGAGGACCACCACAGGAAUGGAAGACCCAGAGUUACCUCUGCUGCAGAGGAUAAGUUCAUUAGAGUUACCAGCCUGAGAAAUUGCAGCCCAGAUAAAUGCUUCACAGAGUUCAAGUUACAGACACAUCUCAACAUCAUCUGUUCAGAGGAGAAUGUGCAAGGGCUAUUUCACCAAGAAGGAGAGUGAUGGAGUGCUGCAUCAGAUGACCUGGCCUCCACAAUCCCCCGACCUCAACCAAAUUGAGAUGGUUUGGGAUGAGUCGGAGUGACUGCAGAGUGAAGGAAAAGCAGCCAGCAAGUGCUCAGCAUAUGUGGGAACUCCUUCAAGACUGUUGGAAAAGCAUUCCAGGUGAAGCUGGUUGAGAGAAUGCCAAGAGUGUGCAAAGCUGUCAUCAAGGCAAAUGGUGGCUAUUUGAAGAAUCUAAAAUAUAAAAUAUAUUUAGAUUUGUAAAAAUAAAAAUGGGUUACUACACGAUUCCAUAUGUGUUAUUUCAUAGCUUUGAUGUCUUCCCUAUUAUUCUAUAGUGUAGAAAAUAGUACAAAUAAAGAAAACCCUGUAAUGAGUAGGUGUUCUAAAACGUUUGACUGGUAGUGUAUAUAUACUUUUUUGUUUAUAUGUCUGGUCACGGACCCCCUGCAGUACCUCGGACCCCACUUUGAGAACCCCGUACUAGAGCAUUAAGCAAGUAAACCUAUAUCAAAAAUAUCAAAAAGCCUAUCAAGCUAGUCUUGCCAAGUAUUGUAACCAUCAAGAUAUUCUCUGAUUACGAAUAAGAGUGCCAUUCAAAUCAAUCCACACCCAUUUAUAAACCAGUGGCACCUCACUUACCGUAGCUGUGUAAACAGACUCACUAUUUAGUAUAUUUUUACCCCUCCUGGAAUCUCAAAGUGAAAAAAGAAGCAAGUAAUUAUCUCUCUUAGGUCUCCACAGUGCAUGCCUUCAUCGCCUGCAGGCUGACCCCAAACAACAUGCCAAUGUGUGUAUACACAAAAAGCAUGGAUAAUUGAAUCUCUCUCUUAUUAGUCUCUACAGUGCAUACAUUCAUCGCCUGCAGGGCUGACCCGUAA